AUGCAGUAUCUGUCAAAGGCGUACAACUACUACUCGGGCAUCAACCCCGCAACGCUCUCGGGCGCCAUCGACGUGAUCGUCGUCCGGAGCACUGACGAAAAUGGCGACGAUAUCUUGCAAUGCUCGCCCUUUCACGUGCGCUUUGGCAAGCUGCGUGUACUCCGCGUCGGCGAGAAGAGGGUCACGCUCACCAUGCCCAACAACUUGCCCGAGCCACACAUCGCCCCCUUUUCCAUGAAGGUCAGCGACACGGGAGAGGCAUUCUUCGUUCUCGAGACCGACGGCGAGGUCCCCGCCGACCUCCUCACAAGUCCUGUCAUUUCGGCCACCGAUGCCGAUAUGGACAUUCCCCGACCCUCCCUCGACGAGAGCGUGCCCGACGACGCCGACCCACGUCAAUCCCUUACUCUACAGCCCUUCGGCGCUACGGAGCAGCAAGUGAGCCAUGAGGGCCACAUGCACGAAUCCAUCCAUGACGUGCCCCUCGCCGAAGUGGACCACCUGGACCUUAACGCCCCGCACGAUCCCGACGACGUCAAGUCACAAGAGGGCGGCAUUGCUGCGCCCACGGCUGUCCUGGCGUCACCGCGCAGGCGCAUGUCGGGCCUGGACAAGGAGGAGGUGCCAAACCCUCUCGAAGCUGGACCGGGGGAGGACACAUCCCUUCCAAUCCGUAAUUUCCGACUGAAAGCUCUUCACAGGGACAGCGGGGACGUCGAGCUUCCUAAGGUGAAGCGCGGAGAGCACGACGGACCUACUGUUCAGUACAGUGACGGCAUUGUACUCGACGCAGCAGGGUACCACAAAAAGUACGACAAUGAUGAGCCCACCCGUGAACCGGCAUCGCCCAUCGCGUCGGCCUUUCCCCCUCGACCCAAGUCGCCUGUGGGCGUCAAGAAUGCCGAGGUCCAAGAGUUUAUCAACGAUCUGAUGGGCUCGGAGGACCACGGUCUCGCCUCGCCUCAGGCCGGCCCCAAUGACGACGGUCUCCCGUCUUCCAUGGCCGCAUUGUCGCUCGAAGGCGGAGGAUCAUCGCGGGCGCGCACCCCUUCGCCGGUGGCGACUUUCCGCCGUGGCGACCGCAUGACGUCUGAGCCGCCAGAGUUGAGCCGCCCCGUGUCGCCCAAUGGCGGCACAGACGGCAACGUCGACACGAAGAAGGUGACCACAACCCGACAGCCUCAUCGCGCCGAGAGCUUGCCCGUUGGCGACCACACUGGCGUGCACGAACAUCGCUCCCGCGCCGAGCUCAAAGAGGUCGAGUACGGGCCCUAUGAGUUUCUCCUCGAGCUCGACGGUCGCGAGCACGUGUUCGAGCUCUCGUUGUGUGGCGACGACAAGUUUGCCCCCGAUGGAGAGGCGACCGACGACGAGCGCGAGGCGUUUGACCGCGAGCGUGUCUCGUUCCAAAAGUUUAUGGAGGACGCCAACAUUGUCGACGACCCACGUCUGGUUGUCUACUACAACGACAUGUACCUGUCCUGGGCGACUGGAUACCACUUGCUGUUCGCGCUUGCCAUCUACCGCCGCGCCUCGCUCGACGGAUCCAAGCCCAACGCCGCUGCGCCCCCCCAGCCCCAGCGUUCGUCGGGUUACUGGUCGCGCUGGUGGCGUGGAUCGCGCACCGACUCGCUCGAGCCUCCCUCCAUUGAGCGUACCCAGUCGGCCAACGCUGGGCUGUCGGGUGCCAAGGAUAAGGACGUCAAGGCAUUCAAACUCGACGAAGUGCACCAGCCCUCGGCAUCAAUGCCCGUGUCGGAAGCUGCUUCCCCCUUGGCGACGCCCGGUACGCCUGUCGAGGCUGGAAGCGACGGAGAGGAGCCCGAGGUCGCCGCUGGCGAGCAAAAGCACUAUGCCAAGACGCUUCGCCUGUCGUCCGAUCAGCUCAAGGAGCUUCACCUCAAGCCUGGACCCAACACGAUCAACUUUUCUGUCAUGUCGAGCUACUCUGGGUACGCUGUCGUCUCGGCGCGCAUUUUCCUUUGGGACGAGUCGGACCAGGUCAUCAUCUCGGACAUUGAUGGGACCAUCACCAAGUCUGACGCUUUGGGCCACGUCUUUGCGGCCAUUGGCCGCGACUGGACGCACGUCGGCAUCGCCAACUUGUACACUGACAUUUGCAACAAUGGCUACAAGAUCCUGUACCUCACUGCGCGUGCGAUUGGCCAGGCCGACACGACGCGCGACUAUCUCAAGACUGUUGUGCAGGGCGACUACCGCUUGCCCGAGGGACCCGUCAUCAUGAGCCCCGACCGUCUCAUGGCCAGUCUCCACCGGGAGGUUAUCCUGCGCAAACCCGAGCUGUUCAAGAUGGCCUGUCUGCGUGACAUCCAGCGUCUUUUCGGCCAACAUGCCAAGACGGCGUUCUUUGCCGGCUUUGGAAACCGUAUCACGGACGCCAUGUCUUACCGCUCGGUCGGUAUUGAGACGGGCAAGAUUUACACCAUUGACUCGACGGGUGUGAUCAAGACCGAGCUGCUCCAGGCUUCCCACAAGGGCAGCUACAUUGGUCUCAACGACCUUGUCAACGAAGUGUUCCCACCUGUCAAGACCAAGUUCCAGCCAGAAUACACCGACUUCAACUACUGGCGUGACCCCAUUAUGGACAUUGCCAUUCCGGACAUUGUCGUGCCCGUGUCCCCGGCCCUCUCGGCACGUUCAGACACGUCUGGCGGUUCGCGUCUUUCGUAUCUCGGCAAGAUUGCCAGUCCUGGGUCGUCGCUCGUCGCGCCCCAUCCUGCCCGACUCGGAAGGCGGCGCCGCCUCGCCGGCGUCCCAGACCUCGCGGCCGUCAUCUCCCCUCAUCGGACCUGCCCUCACGCCUGGCGACCUGAGCGAGGACGAGGAGUGGGCGUCGUCGUCGCAGCGCGCGGGCAACCGCUCCCCUGGUUCAACCGCGGCGAGUCGAUGGACAGCCUGGGUCGGGAACGUCACGAGGGCGAGGUGGACGACGAACAAGGACAGGAAGACGACUCGUUUGCGGACGACGACGCCAUCUUUGACGACGACAUUCUUGCCACCGGCGAGAUGGCGCGUGUCCCCUUCUAG
Apiotrichum porosum is the source of this 3048-nucleotide messenger RNA. RefSeq lists its product as uncharacterized. The transcript is spliced from 6 exons. Gene Ontology annotation, biological process: triglyceride biosynthetic process; fatty acid catabolic process. The record is from RefSeq and is a predicted model, not a curated record. Gene Ontology annotation, cellular component: nucleus. Lineage: Eukaryota; Fungi; Basidiomycota; Tremellomycetes; Trichosporonales; Trichosporonaceae. Gene Ontology annotation, molecular function: phosphatidate phosphatase activity. The coding region runs from base 1 to 3048 and encodes 1015 amino acids.